GGUUCAGCGCCAUGACGGGGGAAGCCAGAAGGAUGGAUGUGCCAGUGGUCCUGGUUCUGCUGGUUGCACUCUCUCCGCUCCUGAUGUUCAUCGCAGGUGCCAGGGCGCAAAGUCGGAGCGGCGAGCAAACUCCGCGGGUCGCUGUCCGGGGAGAGGAGCGCGCGGGGACGCACACGCGGCACAAGCGCUGCACCUGCGAAUCCUACCUGGACCGGGAAUGCGUCUACUACUGCCACCUGGGAGUCAUCUGGGUGAACUCGCCCGAGAGGACUGUGCCCUACGGUGUCGGAGGCUCUCAUCGCGACAGGAGAUCGACCCUCGGCAGCGUCGACGACGAUGGGGCAUUGCUGCAGCGCCGAGCGGUCGCUGACAGGUGUGCCUGCUCCAUGCGCAGCGACAGGCCCUGCAGGCUUUUCUGCCGGACUCGGGAGCCUCCCCCAAGCUCUUAGUGCACGUGGCCAUGCGUGCACAUCCUGGGAUCCCGGGAGAGCGAUCGCAGUUUGAGCUGCCUUCUGGGAUGCUCGGAUGUUGUCGUGGGCCGCUUUGAGAGAGAGAGAAAAAAGCAAUUGCAGCGUGAUCAACGUGAUGAUAAAAAGUGAUUACAUAUUACCACUCCCCUCCCACCACCCACCCACACACCCACCAAACUCCCACCUGAUUGUUAGGGGAUCCGCUUAUUUACUGUGUGUGGGACUUGGUGAUACGUUGGGGUUUUUUCAGGGCAAUGAAUCUGAAAAAAUGAUUGUCAGAGGGAGGGAGGAAAGCUAAAACUUCUGAAAAAAGUGAUUCGAGACACUGAACGGAAAAGCGACGGAAGAUGACGCAUUGGGCAGCAACGUUCGACGCAGCGCAUCGUCAGCCAGCACAGACUUCAGCUGCCACGGGCGUGGUCAGAAGAAUUCGAGGAGGGAAGUCACAACGAGGAUCCACCCACUCCACGGAGCUACAGAGCAAACGGAGCAAAGAGCAUCGCAGCGCCAUGAGCAACGGCAUCUUGAUAACCGUCGUGGCCACGUCUCCCGUGUUAUUCCAGUUCGCAACGAGGGGUUAUUAUUUUAUUGUUGUUGUAAAAUAUUAAAUUAAAAGAAAUAUAUAGGGCAACAACAUUGUUACAACAUUUGUUAAUGUCAUGUUUUUUUUUCAAUUAUGUUUUUUUUAUUACAACAACAAAAAUGCGAGCCUGACAUACCACGCCGAAAAGUUUCAGCAACAGGGUAGAAUAAUUUUCGAUUUAAAGCUUUCGUGACUGCAGGGAUUCAUCUUCUUGGUUCUUUCGGUAAAGUCACGUAGAAGGGAAGUAAUAAAAUAAUAAAAAAAAAAAUAAAAAAACAAUUCUCACCAAUUCUCACUAUUAUGUUUUAUUUUUAUUAUUUUAUUACUUCCCUUCUACGUGACUUUACCGAAAGAACCAAGAAGAGGGUAGAAUAAAUCCGCCGACCAUUCAUGUCAUGCUUUAACUUCUCAUGAAAUAUUUCCCAGAAGCCACUACCCCUUGCCCUGCCCUGCCAGGGGAAAUACAUUUUCUCAUCCAUGGACAGGUUGCGGAUGAAAUCAAUCCCUGGUCUAUAUGACAUUUCACAUAUGACAUUUCAUGUUCACCCAAUACAACUAUUUACAAAGAACUAUUUACAAAGAAAUUACCGAAAGAACCAAAGAGUAAUUCCUGCAGUCACGAAAGCUUCAAAUCAAGUUUAAAUUACAAGCAAUUACUUCCAUUACUCAAAAAAGUGUAUUGCCCAAUUGUAUAAUUAUACUCCGUAAAUAUAAACGAAACAAUUCUAAUAAGAAGCUUUAAUCCACGUACAUUCUAUAUAUAAAUAUAUAUAUAAUACUCUAUCGUACAAAAACAUUUAUAUCAAACGUAUAUAAUUAUAUUAAUUAUGUUCUAUUGUCUGUUGAAGCGUGUUGUCGAACGUGAAAGAAAUGUGUUUAAUAUAAAAAAACAGUGCUGUAGAAGUUACCCGUUUGUGAAUAUAAGGUUUUGUUUAUAAAGCAAUGGCUUCCCGUCUUCUUCUUGCUUGGCUCUACAAUGAGGCCACAUUUACUCUGAACCAUAAGGUCACCCUCUCGCGUGAGAGCACAAGUGGCGGCCUUCCUAAUUUCUGGGGCAUAAGUCAGAGGGGGGUAAGACAGUUUGGGUUACAAGAUGGAUGGUGUUGUCAAUUCUUUGAAAGAAUCACCCAUUGCCGCCCACAAAUUCUAGCGAGGACACUUAACAACCCUGGGUAGGAACCUGAUGUCAAGCUGUCCACCCCGUCUGCCCCUUCAGCUCAUAAACCCCUGGUCACCUCUCGGUUAACCCCACAGACCCCACAUCGUUGUCAUCCUCCACUCAUUGGUCCUAGUAAACCACCCUAAGUAUGGUCCAGAUUCAUCUACCUCAACACACUUAAAUGAAGCGGCCUGCCAAACACACUUUUGCUGACAUAACUACAGUUUUGAAGCGUGCGCUUUCAUCAGUGUUGUUUAUAGAGCUUCGCUAUUUCAAAUUGAGUGAUUUUUGCCAAUGUAACACAUUUCUUAUGGAUGGCAAACGACAUUGUUAAGCAAAGCAAGAUAAUAAGGCAGGCUCGCAGCUGCCAAUUCUUUUAUUUUAUUGGAUACUAAAAGGAGCCAUAGUUUUAUGUACAAUUCCAUAUUUAUUUUUCUAAAUGAACUACAUUCUCCCAGGACAUUACUGACUUUGCACAUUUCGGUUUAGAAACUGAGUUGCAGCGAUUUCCUGCUCACUGCCAGAUGAUUAAACGUGCCCUCUGUGGGUUGAAUGUUUCGAGUCAGCUGUGGGAUGUAAUUUCCAGUUCACACUGCCAGUUGGUCAUCGCCUUCCUUCAUCAUGGGGGUUGUUGGAAUGACAGUUGCUGCUGGUUCACGCUUGUUUAAGUACUGUAUCAAGAGUUUCAAGAUUGCCAGCGAAGUAAGUGUGGGAAGUUCCAGCUUCCACUGCAUUAUUUGUUAUAGAUUAUUAGUAAUGAGCCACAAGUUCAGGGAACUUUGUUGGGUGUCUCUUACUCAGAUAAUUGUAAAUAAACGACAGAUCGCCUAAAGUUUGCGGAGUGGUAGUGGUAGCAUCUGGAAAAUGAUGUGUGCAGUCAUUUCACAGCUGUGAAAAGCAUUUUGGGUGUUUUCAAGUUGGUGGCAAACCAGGUGUUGUUGUUGAUGUUCUGCUCAACAGCAACAUUUUGUUACAAAAUAUUUAUCUCAAAGAACAUUUUAAAUUGCAACUGAACUUUACUGGAGGUAAACGCUGCAGUUUGGUAAAACAUGUCUCCCACGUAGAGGUGUGAAGAGUGGUGAAAAUAUUUUAAACAGGACAAAUGUCGUGAAAAAAUGACUAGCAUGUGAAAGCAGACAUCCCAAAUUUGGCUGUAUUGUCCCCUAAACGAGUCUACAAUUCUGUCAUUAUUCUGUAAAAAAAAAGGGACACAUUCGUGUUGUAGCACCUGAGAAAAUAUAGUCAAAUUCAAUCACUGGGCUUUCUAAUGAUAUAAGUGCAGGUUAACGUUGGAUCGCGGUGACAAAUAUUCAAAUAUUUGUCUCCACUGGAAGGGGGGAUGUGCUUGUGCAGAGGGCGGACCUCGACUCGCUGCUGCUGCUGCCUGCAACUGGCGUCCCAGGCGAACCGAGCAAUGGGCACCUCCACCCCCCAAACCCCAAGGGCAGAUCUCGGCUGAGGUUUUUAGUAAACUGGGAAACAUUUGAGCACUAUUUUCCAUUCAAUGUUUUUUUUAGUGUAUUUGUUUUUAACAUAAUUAUUCGGUUUGUCCACCCGUCCGUCAAUCUGUCCAACCAAUAUACUCUCAUAAAUGUUGACAAAUGCAUUGUAAUUCAUAUUCCUUCUGUACACGCACGGGAAUUGAAAUAAUGACAUCUUCGUCAUUGUAGUAGUAUAUUUGUAUUUUUUUCCCUCGAAGUUGGCGCCUCACUUAACUUGGCUUCCUAGGCGACCGUCUAGUUCACCCAAAUGAACGGGCCGCCCCUGUACUUGUGUGCCCGAGACUUUUGGAAAAGUUGAGUGUACUGUGCACCUAAACGCGUAUACUAUUUGUAUUGCUUAAAUAAUGCCACUGUUUGAUGACUUUUUACGAGCUCUUUUGCAGUACAAUAUAUUUUUCCAAGAAAGUCGUUAAUCGCGUAUAUCAACCACAGUUUUCAAUAACUGUUUUGUUUAAUGAAUGUGAGUAAAUGGAUAUUUGUGAGAUUUGUAUAUGACAGUGUCCGAACAUUGUUUUUAUUUGAGUAAAUGUUGAU
This is a messenger RNA of Lethenteron reissneri (Far Eastern brook lamprey), 4248 nucleotides long. Its product is annotated as endothelin-2-like. Gene Ontology annotation, molecular function: hormone activity; endothelin B receptor binding. Gene Ontology annotation, cellular component: extracellular region. The record is from RefSeq and is a predicted model, not a curated record. Gene Ontology annotation, biological process: regulation of systemic arterial blood pressure by endothelin; regulation of vasoconstriction; intracellular calcium ion homeostasis. Lineage: Eukaryota; Metazoa; Chordata; Hyperoartia; Petromyzontiformes; Petromyzontidae.